Molecule: messenger RNA, 3980 nt
Organism: Podarcis muralis (Common wall lizard)
Lineage: Eukaryota; Metazoa; Chordata; Lepidosauria; Squamata; Lacertidae
Source: RefSeq, a predicted model, not a curated record
AGGAGGAGGAAGGCGGGGGAGGCGGGCAGCCUUUUUGGGGGAGGCGGCGAGGAGCUCCCCCACUUGCGAAUAAGACCCGCGCCGCGCCGCCGGAGGAGACUUCCUUCGCCGGGCAGGAAUGGCCAAGCCGGAGCACGUGAAAUAAACAAGCGGCUCCCGGAGGCUUUUCCGUCCGAGAGGCCAACAUGAUUCCGCCCAGCGACGCGACACAAGUCAGCCCGGAGGACGUGGAGAAGGAGCGCGACCCGGAGAGCCCCGAGCAGCCGCCUUCGCCUGCCUCCACCACCAGCCAGGAAUCCAAGCUCCAGAAACUGAAACGAUCGCUGUCUUUCAAGACCAAAAGUUUACGGAGUAAAAGUGCAGACAACUUUUUCCAGCGGACAAACAGUGACAUGAAGUUGCAGGUAGAUUUGCUAUCAGAAAUCAGCCCCAGAACUGGCCAGCUCUCAGCCUCUGAAAGUCAGACAUCUACUCCCACCAUAGUCCAACACCAACAGGAAAGCAACAAGACUCACAUUUUCCAGGAGCACAUAUUCAAAAAACCUACGUUCUGUGACAUCUGCAACCACAUGAUUGUAGGGACAAACGCUAAACAUGGACUGCGCUGCAAGGCAUGCAAGCUGAGCAUUCACCACAGAUGUGCAGAGAGCAUUGGACAGCAACGCUGCAUGGGCAAACUGCCCAAAGGCUUUCGCCGCUACUACAGCUCUCCGCUACUCAUUCACGAGCAAUUUGGCUGCAUCAAAGAAGUAAUGCCUAUUGCUUGUGGCAAUAAGGUUGACCCCGUCUAUGAAACACUUCGCUUUGGAACUUCCUUAGCCCAAAAAAUGAAGAAAGGCAGUUCUGGGAGCAGCUCAGAUUCACCAAAAAGGAACUCAACAUCGGAUUUGGCAGAGGUUCCCGAGGAAGGUGAUAGUCCUGGAAGCGUAUUGGACGUAAACAGGAAACGCAGCAAUAGUGGUACGUGGAAAGCUCAGGUGUUCAGUGGCCCCCAAACAAUCUUCAAACCAAGGGAAAAUUCCAUUCUUUGUCUGCAGAUCUGUAUUACUUCAGAAAAGGAACACGACGGCUUUAUCAAAGUAUGCAGUGGAAAGAAAAAGGGCUUUGUCCCCGUAGAUGCCCUAGAAAACAUCUGAGUUUCCCCUGUUCAACCACUGCAGUUGUGAUGCUUUGCUGGCAAGACCUGCCUGCCUCAUCUUGCACUGUGUAACCCCCAACGAAGCUGUCUUGCAGAUGACCAAGGAAAUCAUAUGACAACCACAAUGCUCAGUUGAUAUCAGACAUUUAAGCAACAAGAGAUGGUUGGUCAACAACAAUCAGGAAUGGAGCCAGACAAGAGUGGUACGAGGCUUAGGAAAGGAAUAGCUUGUUUACUUUUUAAAAUAAGUGAAAAGUUAAACUGGAUAAUUUUUUUGAGCAAGGCUGCUAACUAUUACACUGAUGGGAACAGAGAACUAAACUUAGAUUUGCACCCUGUUCACAUGUCUUAAGAAAACUGUUUGGGACUUCUUUCUCAUUUGAAGUGUGAUUGAAUGAGUAACGGUUCAGACCUUUUCCUUGUAUUACUACAGCUUGAAGUAUAUAGUGUGAGUCUGGUCCUAAAAUGUUGUCCAUGAUUUUAGCGAAUCGGCAUAAUGUUUGGUUCUGACUUUUUUCAGUUUCAGUAACAAGGCAGUUUGGAUGAAUUGUAGAGCUGUUGGUUUAGGAAACAGUCUGUGGUCUGGACUUCUCUGUGAUUUUUGAUAUAUGUUGCUGUGGCGAUCUUGUACGUCCUUUGGGUUCUUGUAUACAAGCAAAGAUUUUAGCACAUGUUGGAUGUAAAUGUUUAAACAGCUGAUGAACAAGCACUGUUUCCCCAAAGCAGGCCUAGUCCAAAAUAGUCUUUCCUUUUCCUUCUGUAGGAAAGAGGCAGGUCUCAAUAACAAGAAACUGGGUUGCAGAAUUUUUCUAUUUUUCUGAUAUUGUUUGAGCAUAUUUUUUAAUAUAUAUGUGUAUAUAGCAUGUUCCUGUUUAUAUGGUUAACCAAUUUCAUUUCACAACAGGGGGAAAACAGAUUCUAGCUGACAAAAAACAAUGAGUGGAAUAAAAACAUACUGAGCUAAUACAUUUGUGAACAAAAGCAACCAAAUUCAAAAGACCAAAGGUGUUAGCAGUUCACCUUGAAGCACAUGCCAGAAACAAUCCAACGUACAGUUAGGCACAUUUCAGCUUAUUGACUUACAAGACUUACAAGCACACCUAGUUUGGGAAUCUGGCCACAGAUGGAAACCGCAGCUAUAAAACCAGAAUUUCACCCACUGUUUCAAAUUGUGGUUCAACGAGCAAUCUAGUCAGACGUUCUGUCUGCAUCAAGGAAUCAUCCUUGAGGCUGUGCAGAAUGUAUGGGCCUGUGCAGAAAUUACAAGGUACACAAGAAUUCAGAGACUUAAGUAACAAGGAAUCUAUUGUUGCCCAACAUUUACUGUUUUAAGAGUUCCAAGCCCCUCUCCUUCUUCUUAUAAAUCAACUAUCUAGAAAUUCCCCUUUGAACAAGUUUUACCAGCAUGUUUAAAACGUGCACACAGUCUCAAAGGCAAUAUAAACAUAAGGGAAGGAAAAGAAGGCGGUGAGAGUUACACUUGUAAAGGAUGAAAGGGUUGCAGACAAUGGCGAUUUCCCCUUAGCCAAUUGACCUUGGUAUCGUGUAUGACAGCUCCACAGAAAAUCAUGUGCCGCCCUUAAAACACUUCAGCUCUUUGGCUGAAGAACAGGGUUGGCUAACCUGAGGCCUAGGAGAUAUUGCUGGAUUGCAAAUCCCAUUAUCUCUGACCACCAACUCUGCUGGCUGGGGCUGAUGGGAGUUGGAGUCCAAGAACUUCUGGCAGUUAGCCACAGGUUAGCCACCCCUGCUGAAGAAAAACAACAACUCCACAGUUGUGCACUUUUGAAAACUGCUUAGCUGGCAGCUCUUAAGCAAGAAGCACGUAGCUGUAUUCCAGUACCUCUAAGUACAUCUGUUCAACCUUCACCUCUUGCCUUGCACUCCAAUCUGUGGCUGAAACCCAGUGCGUAUUUGCUACCAGAGAUGGUGCAGCUGGGACGUUCAUGGCCACUUUUUUUGUACUUAGCAAAGGGCUCCUGUGUCUAGCAUAUACUCAACUCUGCAUCCCGAUCCUGCAGUUACAUUUGCCGACAUGGAAAUGCUGAAUGUGUGCAUGGCUCAUCCGUACAACAGGAGCCAUAUGUGGGCUUAUAGGUCCAUGUAUAUAUCUGAGUAGCUUGAAGAAGUUUGCCUGUUACUGUAUGGAGUAGAAUUGGACACUGAUGACAACCAUUCCAUCCAUUUUCUAGCUCUUGAACAUGUAAAUAGGUAAAGCCAUCCCCCAAAAGAGAAGGGGGAUUCAGCUUCAUAUCUUUUAAUAUAUAUACUAUAUAUAUAUAUAUUUGCGAUUCCUUUCCCCCCCCUUUUUUUUUUUUUUGCAUAGGAAAACCAGGCAACUUAAAAUGUAAUCCUAUGCAUGUCUGCUCAGAAGUUAAGUCUCACUGAGUUCAAUGAGGUUUACUCCCAGGUAAGUGGCUAUGGGAUUGCAGCCUUAGUGUUAGGAAACAAAAGUCCCUUAUAACAAAGGGGAAGGACAGCAGACACAUUAUCGACACAGCCUCUUUUAUGUCAUGGCUUUAUUUGACAUUUACUGAUCUGAGCAAAGUGGGGUCCUGCAAUGCCUGCCGAAAAAUCAAACUCAGUGCUAUAGUUAGUGUCUUCUGAUCCGCAAAGACUAGGUCAAAUUAUACAUCCAUCCAUACAUGCUACUGUUUACUUGAAUGCAACAUACUGUGAUUCUGUCCUGUUUCAGUGGCUUCUGUUAAUUUCAAGUUCCUCCUUCAAUCCUGCUUCAUAGGGUAAAGAUGAAUAUUACUUUCAGUUCACAAUGGCCUUUAAUCAACGUCUCAUUUCUUUUGAUACUAAGCAAUAAAAUAAAGAUUUUUUUGUAAGAAAAAAA